Messenger RNA from Ceratina calcarata, 6630 nucleotides. RefSeq names its product SET domain binding factor (gene Sbf). NCBI's taxonomy places the organism in Eukaryota, Metazoa, Arthropoda, Insecta, Hymenoptera, Apidae. The record is from RefSeq and is a predicted model, not a curated record. The coding region runs from base 264 to 6398 and encodes 2044 amino acids. Gene Ontology annotation, molecular function: guanyl-nucleotide exchange factor activity. The transcript has 21 exons. Gene Ontology annotation, cellular component: cytoplasm; membrane.
CCACCACCUGAAAAAUUCGAUUUCUGAACGAAAAAAUAAAUUUUUUAAAUGCACGUCCAACGAUAUCUCACUUUUCGCGCUUUACCAUGACAAACUUACAUAUGGCAUUUGAAUAGGAGAAUAGAAACCGGAGAAUGUUUAUUAUACUUUUUAACUAAUUUGCAUAUUGACGCGCAUUUAUAUGUAAACGUUGACGCAAGGUAGUUGAUUGUUAAUCGGUAGGAUACGGUCCAUGAAAUCACGUGUAUUAAAAUCUACGUGGGAUGUUGGGCGCUAUCACCCCCACGAAUCCCCACGAGUACACCGAAAUGUCUCGGUUAGCCGACUACUUUGUUGUGGUCGGCUACGAUCACGAAAAAGAGAGAGGAGGCAUAAGUAAUGGAAUCAUUUUACAAAGGUUCCCAGAAAAAGAUUGGCCAGAUACACCAUUCAUAGAAGGAAUAGAAUGGUUUUGUCAACCGCAAGGAUGGGCUUUGUCUACAGAGAGACAAGAACCAAGGUUUUUUGUAUCUAUUUUAACUGACAUUGAUGCAAAUCGACAUUACUGUGCUUGCAUGUGUUUUAAUGAGACAGUAUCUAUUGUGCCAAGUAAGCCUGUAGAUGAAGAAGAAGAUCCAGUCGACAAUGAUAGCCGUUCUUUGGUUAGAACAAUGCCUACAAUUGCACAUCACAGCAUUAUGUAUGCACCUAAAUGUCUGGUGCUGGUUUCCAGACUUGAUUACAUUGAAACUUUUAGAAAUUGCCUUGGUAUUAUAUACACAGUGUACGUAGAAAAUCUUGGUAUACCAUUAGAAACUCUGGUAGGAAAUAUAUUAGGCUGUAUACAAGUACCUCCUGCUGGUGGACCACAAGUAAGGUUUAGCAUUGGUGCAGGUGAUCGUCAAGCACUUCAGCCUCCAAUUAGCCCCUCUCUUCCAAUAACGCACAGUAGCGUGAACCUUUUAUUUCAACAACUAGGUAUUCGUAACGUACUAGUAUUAUUUUGUGCUGUUAUGACAGAACACAAAAUACUUUUUCAUUCGGCCAGUUACUCGCGAUUAACCGAAGGAUGUCGUGCUCUUACCGCAUUAAUGUAUCCAUUCAGAUACACACACGUUUACAUUCCUCUUUUACCAGCAGCUUUAGUUGAAAUACUCAGUACACCGACUCCAUUUAUUAUGGGUGUACACAGUUCACUGAAACACGAAGUUGCAGAACUCAUGGACGUAAUAGUUGCUGAUCUAGAUGGAGGGGCUAUCAUGGUCCCAGAUGGAGUUUCACUACCACUGCUUCCAGAGCCACUUCUUUCACAAACGCAAGAAGCACUAUCUCUAGUCUUGCAACCAGAGUUGGCUUGUGCAGAUUAUGCUUUCCCACCGUUGGCGACAAGAGCACCUCACUCUCCGAUGUUAGACAAAGAAUUACGAGCAGUUUUCAUGAGGACGUUCGCUCAGUUAUUGCAAGGAUAUAGAAGUUGCCUAACAUUGAUAAGGAUUCAUCCAAAGCCUGUCAUAACAUUUCACAAGGCAGCUUUCUUAGGAGAACGUGGCUUGACAGAUUGCGAUUUUACAACUAGAGUUUUGGAUUGCAUGUUUUUUACUUCCUUUAUUGCAGAAAGGGGACCACCUUGGAGGUGUUGCGACGUAUGGGAUGAAUUAUAUAAUAAUUUAGGCGAUCAAUUGAAACAAGAAACACAAGAUCAUAGACUUAUUUUAACACAUAUACAAGAGUUGGCGCAACAAUUAUAUACAAAUGAAAAUCCAAAUCCUCAGCCGUAUGUACAAAAGAUCUUAAAACCACCUGAAGGAGCGUUUGCGAGAAUACAUCAGCCGCUUUUGCCACGAAUUAAUCCGGAACAAGUUCAAGCAAUUAUAGACGAGGGUCUUGCCAAAAAUAAUCUGAAAGUUAGAUUAUCGUCACUGAGACCGUCACAGCCACGCAUUGUACCUAUGGGUCCACAUAUAUCGUUUGUCCAUGACACUAGACAUUUGGUCAGCAACUCUGCACGUAGACUGGAAGUUCUCCGUAAUUGUGUAAAUUGUAUAUUUGAGAAUAAGAUAUCGGAUGCCCGUAAAACGUUUCCAGCUGUUUUAAGAGCAUUGAAAAGCAAAGCAGCCCGAUUAGCGCUUUGUAUGGAAUUAUCACAGCACGUUGUUGGAAAUAAAGCUAUGCUGGAACAUCAGCAAUUCGAUCACGUAGUCCGAUUGAUGAACUGUGCACUGCAAGACGAUUCAUCCAUGGACGAGCAUGGAGUUGCUGCUGCACUUCUACCACUUGCCACAGCGUUUUGUAGAAAACUGUGUACGGGAGUAAUCCAGUUCGCUUACACAUGCAUCCAAGAGCAUCCCGUAUGGCAGAAUCAACAAUUCUGGGAGGAUGCUUUUUAUUUGGACGUACAGAAAGAUAUUAAACGACUAUAUCUACCUGGGGAGAAUUCCCCGCCACGGCUUAUGAACGAUGGUAUUUUAAGUCCGAUCAGUCCACGCGAUGGCAUAGAAUUUCCGUUUCGCGAUCGUUUUUCAAUUUAUCAAAUUCAAGAGCCAUCGGCGCUUGAAAUAGCUGCUGAGCAGAUGCGAAUUUGGCCGACGAUGGAUCCAGAAAAACAAAAGGAACUUAUUGCCAGUGAAGAAAGUACUAUGUACAGCCAAGCGAUUCAUUAUGCAAAUAGGAUGGUUUAUUUAUUGGUCCCGUUAGAUAUAGGAGCGAAAACGCAUCGUCAAGAUAAUAUUUAUGACGAUGAAAGGGCGAGCAACAGCGUUACAAAUAGUGUAGCAAGCGAUAGUGGUGACGCUGAGUCCGGAUUUGAGGAAACCGACCCUGGAGAAACGGGUAGUGCUGUUAUUCGCAUGGUUUCACGAUUUGUAGAUCGUGUAUGCACUGAAGGAGGUGUAAGUACAGAACAUGUUAGGUGCUUACACCAGAUGGUUCCUGGCGUUGUUCAUAUGCACAUUGAAACGCUCGAAGCUAUACACAGAGAGAGCAAGAGAUUACCUCAGAUACAGAAGCCUAAAAUUCUGACACCUAAUAUGUUACCGGGUGAAGAAGUUAUUAUGGACGGUCUACGUGUUUAUCUCUUGCCCGAUGGAAGAGAAGAAAGUUCCGCAGUAUUACCAAAGAUACCCCCUCUCUUGCCAGCAGAAGGAGCGAUUUUCCUUACUAAUUAUAGAAUUGUGUUUAAAGGAAUACCAUGUGAUCCAUUUGCUAGCGAACAAUUGGUGGUUCGAGCUUUCCCUGUAACGUCCUUAACUAAAGAGAAACGAGUCGCUGUGCAACACUCAGCACAGUUAGACCAAUGUUUACAAGAAGGUCUUCAAUUGCGGUCCUGUUCUUUUCAAUUAAUCAAAUUAGCUUUUGACGAAGAAGUAACACUUGAGAAUAUCGAAACAUUACGAAAAUUGGUUCAUAAAGCUCGGUAUCCACCAAAUAUUUUUCAUCAUUUUGCUUUCAACGGUCAAGUGUUAGUUCCUCAGACUUCACACCACAAGGGGAAAGAAAAGAAUGCUACACUUAAAGGGUUCGCUAAGAAAACACUUUUAAAGACUGCACGAAAAGCUGGUUUUAAACCGAAACAAUCAUCGAAACGACAGAAGUAUGUCUUGCCAAAUAUGAAUAUAAUUACUAAUAAUAAGUACAUGACAUCACCGGGUCGAAUGAGUUUACCAGUAACAGAUAAUAAUGAUCUAAGCCACGAUGAUGAUCUUAGUGUAGAUGAUUUUGAGAUUCCCGGUGUUGUAACUCAACCGGUGACAGACGCGAAAACCUUGGAACGAUUGUCAGAACGCAGUUAUGUGAGAGAUUGGUAUCGAUUAGGAUUGUAUUCGAAUGGACCACACAAUAACCGUAGGAACGAGCCUUUUCGAUUAUCUUCUGUGAAUUGCGCCUACAAGAUUUGCAGAAGCUACCCUGCCCUUCUUGUAGUUCCCUCAUCAGUAUCAGAUGAAAGUAUUCGUAGAUUUUGCCGGCUGUACAGGCACAACAGACUACCUGUUGUUACUUGGAGGCAUCCGAGAACAAAAGCGCUUUUGAUCAGGGGCGCCGGUUACCACGGGAAAGGUGUCAUGGGUAUGCUGAAAGCUCAUCCAGCAACCACUGGUAAUUUGAAAGCAACGUCUUCAGAAACCACGUCAUCGUUGGAGCAAGAGAAAUAUCUCAUGGCUCUUGUGUCAGCUACUCCGUUAUCGGCACUAAGACAAGGCUCUGCUUGGGGAAUGUCUGACAGUUCUCUUAGUAUUGAUUCGUUAUUGUUAGCUGCUGAAGAUCGUAAUGCUACACCGGAACAGUCGCGACGAAAUCCAUUUAACAAGGCUAUUGGAACGUUAAGUUCGUCGGGAGGUAAAGGGCCUAAGAAUUUCGGUCGUUGGGGCUCACUAAAAGAUAAAAGACACAGUUCUCAAGCUUCAUUAACUUCGGUUCAUCAACGUGGAACUGUUAGGCAUUCUGCAGACUCGGACAGCGGCACGGAAUGUGUUCAUACUUUCCAACGCGCUGCAUUGUAUAUUCUUGGCGAGAAAGCCCAUAUGAAAGGCGUUAAAGCAGAAUCAGCACCGAAGACAGACUUUAUUCCUGUGGAAUAUUAUGAUGUAAGGCAUACCAAAGCUGCAUUUAAGAAACUCAUGCGUGCCUGUGUUCCUAGCUCUCCAAAUGUAGAGCCUGACCAAAGCUUUUAUAAAUUAAUCGAAAGUUCGGAAUGGUUACAGCAACUUCAAAAUUUAAUGCAAUUAGCUGGUGCUGUAAUAGACUUAAUGGAUGUUCAAGGCUCCUCAGUAGCUGUCUGUUUAGAAGAAGGUUGGGACACAACGGCAACAGUAUGUUCUAUUGCUCAAGUGUGUCUCGAUCCUCACUACAGAACUAUCGAAGGAUUCCGAACUUUAAUCGAAAAGGAAUGGCUCGGAUUUGGACAUAGAUUCGGACACAGGAGUAACCUAGCAGCGAAUUCCCAAACUACGAAUUUCACUCCUACUUUCCUUCAGUUCCUCGAUGUAGUCCAUCAAAUUCAAAAACAGUUCCCAUUAGCGUUUGAAUUCAACGAAUAUUAUUUAAAAUUCCUGGCGUAUCACUCGGUAUCUUGUCGGUUUCGCACAUUUCUACUGGAUUGCGAGUUCGAUCGAGUGGAGUGCGGUAUCACUGCUGUUGAGGAUAAAAGAGGAUCAUUGACGAGCCAUCAUAAAGGUGUAGAUACAGGCAGCGAUGACGAAACUAUUUAUCCUGGGGGUAGAUUAGCGGGAACGAAUACGGGAUGUAAUCUUGGCCAAAGCAUAUUCGACUAUAUCGAAAAACAGCAUGCACGUUGCCCAUUGUUCUAUAAUUUUAUGUACACUGCUAACACAGAAAAUACGGUACUAAGACCUGUUUCACAUUUGCCAAAUCUUGAAAUUUGGCAAUAUUAUUUAGAAGAAGAGUUGGCACAUGGACCGGCAUACGACUUAGAAGUAUUACAGCAAGAUUCACAACAAGAAGAAGAAGCAGAGGCUGCUGAUGGCGUGGUUAAAAGCAAUCGCAAAGUUGUGGCACAGGGGUACGAUGGUAUAAAUUCAAUGAUACCAGAUCAAUUUUCUUAUCUUUUGGAGGAGAUUCAUAAGUUAGAAACUGAAUUGGGUCAUUUACCGCAGAAAUGGAAAGUUCUUUGGGACAAACUUGAACUGCCAAACACAGAUUCACUUACCAGACAUGCGUCAUUUAGCACUGCGUUAGUCAGAUAUCAUGGUCGAUUGAUUCAUAAACGUUCUACGUUGGAAUUACUUUUAAGGGGUAAACUUGCUAGCGGAAGCUCGUCUGGGAACGAUGGUUCAGUUUACGCACAUCCUCAUAGAUUUGAGAGAUUAGACUCAGCAACACCGACUCACUGUGAUGCUUGUUCCGGUGUAUUAUGGGGACCUGUGAAAGCUGGCUUACGAUGUGUGGACUGCGGCCACGUUUGUCACGAUAAGUGCGCCGAAGCAGUACCAAAAAAUUGUACAAAAUAUAAGACGGUAACUGACAAUUUACAGACGCAUACACUGACGAGAAGCGGUGGCGAUAACGGGAGUAUAAAUUCAAGUGUUACCACCAUACAAACGUCUUCACAACAAUAUUACGAACAAUUCUCUAGUAAUGUAGCUGAAAAUAGAACGCACGAAGGAUACCUUUAUAAACGAGGUGCUCUACUUAAAGGUUGGAAGCAAAGAUGGUUUGUAUUGGACUCUAUAAAGCAUCAGUUAAGGUAUUACGACGCAAUGGAAGAUUCGCAUUGCAAAGGAUAUAUAGAUUUAGCUGAAGUAGUAUCUGUAACUCCGGCUCAACCAAUGCCAGGUCCACCAAAGAAAACAGAUGAUAAAUCAUUUUUCGAUCUUCGUACAAACAGACGAACGUACAAUUUUUGUGCUGGCGAUGCAGCGACUGCGCAAGAAUGGAUCGAGAAGGUCCAAGCGUGCUUACAAUAGCUUGAUUAUAACUCUAAUUUAAAAAUUGUGCAAGUGACUGAUAGAUUAAAAACAGAUUUUAAUUUUGUUACAUACUAUUGUAUAGUCUAAUAGUACGUAUUAUAGACUGCAGUAAUUUUGCUUUAAAUAUUUUAAGGCCAACGAUUGUUGGGCUAAACAGUAUCAUAAAUUGAAUGUGAUGUACUCAUAUCUUUGACAUAGCAUUAUUAUAUAAAUGUAUAUUGUAAUUAUA